UUUCUCUGUUGUUGCACGAAUGCAAAAGCGAAAGGUCGCGGCAAAGCCACUGGGCCUUGGCCUGGCACUGAAGAAGGCGUCGGCACCGCUGAAGACAGCAUCAACACCGCUGAAGGAGCUCCAGGGCGAAUCGACAGGAAGUAAGCAAAAUUGCCCAAGCAGGAAACACAGCCAGAGAAUUCUGCCCGCAUGCUGACCCUAACACUCAUGCUUUCAAAUGAGCAGACCACACACAGAAGCAAAUAGCUCCAGCGAAGCCGCCAGUAUUUACUGCAGACACCGACAGCGAGCAAGGCGCCGGUGAGGAGGAGGCUGGCAGACAGCAAAAGAAGAAGCGCAACCUGGACCUGUUCCUCGAGGAGCUCAAGCACACGCAGGAGCAGCGCGAGCACACAAAGUCCUUCGACGCCAUGCAGUCCACGAACCUGUUCAUCAGCAAUGUCCACCCGACUACUGACGAGCAGCAGCUGAAGCAGGCGUUUAUGCAGUUUGGAGAGAUCGACAGCAUCAAGAUUAUGUGGCCGCGGACACCUGAGGAGCACGAGCGUGGCCGCAACAACGCGUUCGUGUGCUUUUCUCUGCGCGCCCACGCAAGCCUGGCCCUCGAGGCCAUGGACGGACAGGUCCUGGAUGGCAACAAGCUGUGUGUGCGCUGGGGGAAGCCUGUGUCGAAGCUGGUCGCUGGCGCAGCGAAGGCAGCCAAGGAAUCGGCUGGGGAGGAGCCUGAGAACCCGUUCAAUGCCGUGCAGGACGAGGUCACAGUGCACCGGCCAAAGGACCCGGCGGUGCUGCGCACAAUCCACUGGACCAUCCAGCAUGUGCUUCAGUACGGCACGCCAUUCGAAGUAAUGCUGAUCAACCGUGGCGACCCGCGGCUGGCAUUCCUGAUCAACAGCCGGUCUGCCGAAGGCGUGUAUUAUCGCUGGCGCAUGUACUCGCUUCUGAACGGCGACACCAAGGAGCGCUGGCGCACCAAAAUGUUUGUCAUGUAUGACCAGGGUGGGCCUGUGUGGCAGCCGCCGCCCAUCGUGCGUGACGUUUUGGGCUUGAGCCGAGUCGAGCGCGAGCAGCUGGUUGACGCCCUGAACCACGUCACCAACGAGCGUGGCAGUGUUGCCCAUGCAAUGAAGCUGGCCAUCGAGUGUGCCAGCGCCUGGGAGGACGUCGUUGAUGUUGUGACUCGCUCGCUGCUGGAUGAUGCCGCACCGUACAUGAGCAAGUACGCCAGAUUGCUGGUGGUCUCGGAUAUCUUGCACAACUGCUCAGAGCAGGGUGCGUGGCGGCUGAGGCAGGGGUUUGAGAAGGUGCUGGACCGCGUGUUUAGGCAUCUGGCGGACGUUUAUCGUGCAAUUGAGGCGAGAUUAAGGGCAGAGCACUUUCGCAAACUGGUACUGGCCGUGCUGGCGGUGUGGGAGGUGCGCAUGGUCUUUCCACCGGAUAUGCUGCAUGCAUUCUCAAAGGGGUUCUUAUAGAUAGGCCUGAUUAGCCUACACAUGGAGCCAGCGUCGGCUGUAUAGUCUAGAGAGCCAAUUCUGGUGUGGCAUACUUUGGACAGCAAAUAAAUGUUGGUUUCACCUGUGGCCAAGGAGCAUGGCGAUCUCAUCGCAUACCUGGCAUUUCCACGCCGGAUACGCUGGCCGCCUGGGAAAAGCCCGGCAUUCAAGACUUGCCAUCAUCAGCAGUGUUUUGCAAUAGUGGAAUUGCGUGCUUGAUAACAAUAGCAUGUUUAGAG
Molecule: messenger RNA, 1732 nt
Organism: Linderina pennispora
Lineage: Eukaryota; Fungi; Kickxellomycota; Kickxellomycetes; Kickxellales; Kickxellaceae
Product: RNA-binding domain-containing protein
Exons: 1
Coding region: 411-1472 (353 amino acids)
Biological process (GO): RNA processing
Cellular component (GO): nucleus
Molecular function (GO): RNA binding
Source: RefSeq, a predicted model, not a curated record